AUCAAUAAAAUUGUCGUAACAAUAACAACUAUGUUAUCGUCAGUUAUGAUAUUGUGUUUUUUGUGUGCACGGAUAAGUACACAACAGACGCUAAAAGCGUCCAUGAACGUGGAACCUCGGAACUGCGACUCGGUGUGUCGCGACUUGCCACCCGGUGACACGCAGCCAGUGUGUAUGAUGGCCAGCCGAUACAAAAAAGGGUACCUGUAUUUCGCAAAUCAUUGCCAAGCGAGACUCGCCAUGUGUAUAGAGAAUUUUGUUUUAAAUAUGGUUCAUUGGAGAAGAUGUCAAAGAUACGGACUACAUUUAAUGCCAAAUCCCUCUUACGUAUAUACUGCGAAGUACGAAUAAGUAAAACGGAAUAUAUAUAUUUAAAAAUACAUGUUUUAUUUAUU
This is a messenger RNA of Leguminivora glycinivorella, 395 nucleotides long. RefSeq lists its product as uncharacterized. The coding region runs from base 31 to 351 and encodes 106 amino acids. Lineage: Eukaryota; Metazoa; Arthropoda; Insecta; Lepidoptera; Tortricidae. The record is from RefSeq and is a predicted model, not a curated record. The transcript has 3 exons.